UCGCGUCAUCACGAUUACGUGACCGCCAUUUUGAUUCUCUAUAAUUAUGUAUUAAAUUGUACAAAAUCAAUAUCAAUACGUGUAGACCGUAAUAAUAAUUUAAUUAAACGUGUGUGUUGUUUGUGUGUGAGGAAUGUCCAUCGAAUAUUUACAAGUAGCGGAAGAUGAAGGCGAGGAGCCUAUCGAAUUGCCCACAGAGGACGACGGUACACUUCUGCUCAGCACGCUCUCGGCGCAGUUCCCCGGCUCCUGCGGUUUAAAGUACAGAAACCCCGACUCGCGAGCGAUGCGAGGCGUCAGACUUAGCGACGGCCGACUGCAUCCGCCCCCCGAGAUCGGUUGGGGUUCCCAGAUAUUUUACUGCGUCUUUCCCAAAGAGAAUAAGCGAAAAUCAGACGACGCCCUGGAGAAUUCGACGGCUAAAACGAAACGGAUAGAAACGAAACUACGCUGCACCGACCUAAUAGUUCUAGGCCUACCUUGGAAGACGACCGAGCAGAAUCUUAGGGAGUACUUUGAAAGUUUCGGCGAGGUUCUAAUGGCGCAGGUGAAGAAGGACGCGAAGAGCGGACAAUCGAAGGGAUUCGGUUUUAUCAGAUUCGGCUCGUACGAGUCACAAAUGCGAGUUCUCGCCCAGAGGCACAUGAUUGACGGACGGUGGUGUGAUGUCAAAGUUCCAAAUUCAAAGGAAGGCCUAAUACAGCAAGUUCCCUGCAAGGUGUUCAUCGGAAGGUGUACGGAGGACUUGACCUCGGACGAUUUGAGGGAGUACUUCGGCAAAUUCGGCGAGGUCACGGACGUUUUCAUACCGAAACCGUUCCGAGCUUUCAGUUUUGUCACCUUCUUGGAUCCGGAGGUCGCGCAAAGCCUGUGCGGCGAAGACCACAUCAUAAAAGGUGUUUCAGUUCACGUUUCAAACGCCGCCCCAAAAUCAGAGAACCGUAGCGGAUACAACAGCGGAAACGUACGCAACACCGGCUCGCACGGUACGAACCGGACGACGAACGGCCCAGACGGUCCCGGCAUGUACCCGCAACGCUACGGACCCGGCCCGAAUCAGGGCAAUUGGGGGAAUCAGGGCCACCGGGGGAAUCUCGACAUGCCCAAUCUACAAGCGUUAGGUAUUACCGGCCAAGGGCAGCAGGGGAACACGCAGCAGAAUUGCAAUCCGCUCGGCCUCGGACUUAAUCUCGGCGCGCUGCCGAUGAAUCCCGCCUUGGUGGCCGCCGCUCUCAAUCAGGCCGGAUGGGGUCUGAUAGGUAACCUUCAAAAUCAACCGGAGCCGAAUUUCAAUCAGGGUUUCAACAAUCCGCCAAAUAACAACACAGGUAACAACGCGAACGGCGGCAACCAAGGUGGCGGUAACAAUCAGGGCUUCCUGAACUGGAUGAACCAGGGCCAGGGACAAGACGGACAGUGGCCGCGUCCGCCUCCUCAACAGCAGCAGGAUAAAGGUUUCUUAAAGUCUUGCAGUUCUACAGUCGCAGAUGCAAAACACCCACCUCUCGUAAAUAACUCUGAACCGCAGCUGUUUGUGCCUCUCGUCUUGUUUAUGUACAUAUUUAUUUAUAGCGUAACGAAACUAUUUAUCGUUGUAAAGCAAUUAUAUGUUAAACAGAUUUGCCUUUUGCCAUGCAGGUGAUAACGUACUGAAUGUAUAUAUAUUUAAGAAUUUUAACAAAGAGUGACAAAUACAGGUUGUGAUACAAGUUGAGAAUAAAGCAGAAUUUACGAGA
Messenger RNA from Photinus pyralis (common eastern firefly), 1736 nucleotides. Its product is annotated as TAR DNA-binding protein 43-like. Gene Ontology annotation, biological process: regulation of gene expression. Gene Ontology annotation, cellular component: nucleoplasm. The record is from RefSeq and is a predicted model, not a curated record. NCBI's taxonomy places the organism in Eukaryota, Metazoa, Arthropoda, Insecta, Coleoptera, Lampyridae. Bases 134 to 1642 code for a protein of 502 amino acids. The transcript is spliced from 8 exons. Gene Ontology annotation, molecular function: RNA binding.